Messenger RNA from Sorex fumeus (smoky shrew), 2446 nucleotides. RefSeq names its product ATP binding cassette subfamily G member 5 (gene ABCG5). The record is from RefSeq and is a predicted model, not a curated record. Gene Ontology annotation, cellular component: plasma membrane. Gene Ontology annotation, biological process: cholesterol homeostasis. The transcript is spliced from 13 exons. The coding region runs from base 45 to 1970 and encodes 641 amino acids. Gene Ontology annotation, molecular function: ATP binding; ABC-type transporter activity; ATP hydrolysis activity. NCBI's taxonomy places the organism in Eukaryota, Metazoa, Chordata, Mammalia, Eulipotyphla, Soricidae.
UCCACUGUGCCUCCGGCCGGCCUCUGCAGCCCAGGUCACUCGCCAUGGGGGACCUACCCCACCCAGGCCCCUGCGGCCCCCAGCGUGAUCCUGAGCGGGUGGCCCCCCAGACCCGCCACAGUCUGAGCGCGCUGCACGUGUCCUACAGCGUCAGACACCGCGUGGGGCCCUGGUGGCACCUGGCAUCCUGCCGGCAGCGUCGUGAGCGACAGAUUCUCAAGGACGUUUCCCUCUACGUGGAGAGCGGCCAGCUGAUGUGUGUGCUGGGGGGCUCAGGCUCGGGCAAGACCACCCUGCUGGAUGCCGUGUCCGGACGGCUGCACCGACGCUCCGGCUCCUGGGCCGGGCAGGUGCGGGUCAGCGGCUGGGAGCUGCCACGUGCUCAGGUGCGGGACUGCUGCUCCUACGUGCUGCAGAGUGACGUGCUGCUGGGUGGCCUGACCGUGCGGGAGACGCUGAGCUUCACGGCGCAGCUGGCUGGCCGCGGGGACCCCACCCGCCCCUUGCACAAGAAGGUGGAGGCGGUGCUGGCCGAGCUGAGCCUGGGCCAUGUGGCGGACCAGCUGGUGGGCAGUCACAGCGCCGGGGGCAUCUCCAAGGGUGAGCGGCGCCGAGUGUCCAUCGCUGCCCAGCUGCUGCAGGACCCCAGGAUCAUGCUGCUGGACGAGCCCACCACGGGCCUGGACUGCGCCACCGCCAACCACAUUGUGUCCCUCCUGGCCGAGCUGGCCCGCAGGGGCCGCGUCGUGGUUCUCACCAUCCACCAGCCCCGCUCCGAGCUCUUCCAGCUCUUCGACAAGAUCGCCAUCAUGAGCUGUGGGGAGCUGGUCUUCUGCGGGAGCCCGGGGCAGAUGCUGGACUUCUUCAGCACCUGCGGCUACCCAUGUCCCGAGCACUCGAACCCCUUCGACUUCUACGUGGACCUGACGUCGGUGGACACCCAGAGCCAGGAGCGGGAGCUCGAGACCCUCCGGAGGGUGAGCGCCAUUGGGCAGGCUUACCGCGCCUCUGCCGCAUACCAGCAGACCUUGGCGAGCAUCGAGGGCGCGUGCAGCCCCGACACCCGCCCAGCCAUCCCCUUCAAGGCCAGGGACGCUCCGGGAGCACUCUCCAGGCUCUGUGUCCUCCUGAGGAGGGUGACGCGGGACCUGAUGCGGAACAAGCUGGCCGUGGCCAUGCGCCUGACCCAGAACCUCAUCAUGGGCCUCUUCCUCAUCUUCUACCUCCUGCGCCUGCACGGGGACGUGCUCCAGGGGGCCAUCCAGGACCGCAUGGGGCUCCUGUACCAGCUGGUGGGCGCCAUGCCCUACACGGGGAUGCUGAACGCCGUGACCCUGUUCCCCAUGCUGCGUGCGGUGGGUGACCAGGAGAGCCAGGACGGGCUCUACGCGCAGUGGCAGCUGCUGCUGGCCUACGUGCUCCACGCGCUGCCCUUCAGCCUCGCCGCCACUCUCCUCUUUAGCAGCGUGUGCUACUGGGCGCUGGGCCUGCACCCCGAGGCCGCCCGCUUCGGCAUCUUCUCGGCGGCCCUGCUGGUGCCCCACGUCAUCGGGGAGCUGCUGACACUCCUGCUGCUGGGCGCCCUGCGCAGCCCCACCGUGGUCAACAGUGCCGUGGCCCUGCUCUGCAUCACCGGCGUGCUUGUGGGCUCCGGGUUCGUGAGGAGCGUGGAGGACAUGCCCGGGCCCUUCCGGGUCUUCACCUACUUCACCUUCCAGAAGUACUGCUCCGAGAUCCUGCUGGUCAACGAGUUCUACGGCCUCAACUUCACGUGCGGCGGCUCCAACAGCUCAGGGCCCAGCUCGCCCCUGUGCGUCUUCACGGAGGGCGCCCAGUUCAUCGCCAGCACCUGCCCCGGCGCCGAGACCAGGCUCACGGCCAACUUCCUGCUGCUCUAUGCCUUCGUCCCCGCCCUGCUGCUGCUGGCCGUGGCCGUGUACGCCGUGAGGGGGCACUGCCAGGGCAGGUAGCGGGCGCUGCCUCCCGCCCGCCCGGGUCAGCAUCCACCGCUGUGCGGGCCAGCCGAGGGCAAUAAUCGUGCCGGGAAGGUGUGGUGCUCUGCGUGCUCUGUUUCCCCACGGAGCACUGGGGGCGCUGGAAACUUGGGCGCAGCUUCAGGAGCAAUAGGCAGGGCAGGGCAGGGCCAGGGAGGGGGGUGGGCACCGUGCCCAGCCCGCCUCUGCGACAGGCGCCCGAGCUUGUGGGCCCUGCGGGGCGUGAGGACAGCCUGUAGGACGGACUCGCUCCCACACGUUGGAGGCUUGGGUGGGCGGAACUCGUUCCUCGUGCCCCCAGGGAAAGGCCGCUGGCCUGGCGCGACGGGGGGCGCAGACACCAGCCAGCCAGGGGCCUCGGGGGCUGAGGUGAGACGGGCGGGGCCCAGGGACAUGCCCUGGGGGUUGGACGUCCGACUGGGUCUAGCCAUCCUCAGCCAGGGCCGGACCAG